UGCCAUACUUCACAUGUUUGAUACUCGACAAGGUUGCUCCUUGGGAAGCAAGAUGGCAUUGCGAAUCGCAAGAUCUUUGCUGAUUCGUUCCUUUUACUCAUGACGUGUUUUCCUCUUUGGGGCUCUCCGAUUCACCGGCUCGCUUGUGUCGAUCCUGUCAUGACCUGCUCACCAGCGUCAAACCAAUGACCACUUGCAGCCAUUGUGGCUUCUCGGUCGGUCCGUCCGAGUCCGACCUCGAUGAGACUGGCCGUCAGACCGAGCCGGCCUGUGGCCACGCCGUGCCGUGCCACCGAGCAAACUGCGAGUUUGCUGGAUGUCAAGGCAAUAGAGGAGCUGUUCGAACGCCUUCCAGAGCACCUGCGCGAGCAAGCUGCUGAAGAUCUCAGGAGGCGUUUGAGCCCAGAAGUUACAGCAUAGAUGCAAUGCUGGGAUACCGAUGAUGGAGCAUUGGAGCCAGAAGAGCCUGACAGUGAUGAUGAAGAAGAACAGAUGCAUGAUCCAAGAAGAAAGAAGGCUCGGCGUGCACCACCCGUGCCAGAUGAUGGGUAUCCCAAGCACCUGUGGAACAAUCAGUUUCAACCAGGAUGUGUAGGGUUCAAUGCGCACGCUCGCGAGGUGCUGAAGUCAAUGUCAUGGGACUCACCCACCCAAGGGAGAGUCGAGUUGUUGCCGCAGCAGAAGGUCGUGGCUUCGUUGGUGCACCCUGCUUCGCCGGUGAGCCGCUUGCUAUGUGACCACAACACAGGUUCAGGUAAGACCCUAUGCAUGGUGCGAAUCGUGGACAACUUUUACUUCGAUGGCCGUCCUAAGGUCCUGGUCUUUCCGAAGGAGACAGUUGCCAACAACUUCCUCGAGUCGCUCUUCCAGUGGCCGUCUAGAUGGCGCGACUUUGUGUGCCACCAAAACCCGGCAGCAGCAAGGCUAGCUUCUGACAAGGAGGACUGGUGGCAGGUGCGGCAUGACCGAUGGCACUUGGAUAGAUCCGAGGCUUUGCAGCGCCGUGCCAGCUCUGAGGGCCUGGGCCUGCAGCAGGCCAUCAAGGAGUUUUGUGUGAACCCCAUGCGGGCAACCUUGGAGAUGAAGCGAGCUUUCAUCCGUGGCAAGGCUUCCACCGCUUGGGUUGACAACUACUGGUCGGCACCGAACCCACGUGAGAUCCAUCCUCCAGCCGCACCUUUGCGAGCAUACCGGUUCACUUCAGCUGGGGGCCGAGCUGCGGAACUCGUGGAUGGUGUGCCAAGAGGAUGCGUUUUCAAGGUGGGCUUUGAUACGGCGACCAAGAAUCCGUAUAGUGGCAAAGUUGUGGUCAUGGACGAGGGGCAUAACCUGACACGCCCGAACCGGUUGUUUCAAGGUCAGCUAGACAACCUUCGUCAGUACAUGGAAGGUGCGACCAACACCGUCUUUGUGAGCUGCACUGGGUCAAUGGAGGCGGACUCGUCGUCUGACCCACGGAAACUGCUGGAUGCCGUGAAGGGCGAGCAGAACCGAGGCCUUACUGAUGAAGGGUUUUUGUCCUCUCACCACAAGCGGGGUGCAAGUUUCCCUCUGCAGCAGCCAGCUCCUUGUGCAGAUGGGAUCUACUCCAGCCAAGUUCAAAGCCAAGUCACUGCCUACACGGAAUUGGCUGGGACCUCUCUUGUGAGAUACGUGUACCAGGCGAUUAAGUUGCAGAAAGAAGGCAAGGGUGAGGAGAGCUUAGCAAACUACACAAACAUGUAUGUGUAUUUCGGCAGCUCGGGCCAGCCAGCUUGCAGACAGACACUGCUGCACAAUCCGGAGUCAAGGCCCAAGUUCAGCCCUGUGAUUGCAGCAGUGGUGGAAGCCGCAAGCAGAGGCGAGAAGAGUUUGGUUGUGAUCCGACGCCAGACAGGGUACAAGGCGUUGGUUGCAUUGAUGCAACAUGCUGGUGAGCAGCAUGGUUUCAGCGUUGCUGAGUGCGAGAACAUGGCCGAGUUCAACCACAGGGGCAAUUUGCGUGGUCAGGCCUUCAUGGUUUUAGUCCUGGAGGCGGAGAAGGGUGGAGAAGGCAUUGAGUUUCAUGCCGUUCGCCACGCGAUCUACCUGGAUGUCCCCGAAGGCUUGGCAGUGUACAAGCAAAGGUGUGGAAGAGUAGUGAGGUGCGGAAGUCACAGCAGCCUUCCAGAAGCUGACCGAAGUGUCCGCUUCAUGUUCACCGCUGCUCAGUUUCCAGCGUUUGCGCGAACAGAGCUCGGAGCUUUUGCAUUGCUGGCAUGUUGUGGCCAAUGGGGUGGGCCGAAGAAGGUCAACUACAACUCCGAGCCAUCGCCUGAAGAGAUCAUCGGCGCAAGCAAGAGAUUUGCAAGGAUGUUGGAGCGCCAGAACAUCUCCACUUUGGCCAAGUUCCACUCCGCGUGGGGCGUAUCCGUCAACGAAGAGCAGGUCAUCGGUGAAGACUUCAGCCAAAAACUGAAGUUUCGUUUGCGGAAGGCCAUUGAGGCUUUGGACGAGGACCCUGAUGAAGUGAAGGGCCUCAUUGCUACCAAGACUUUCGACGAGAAGCAGAUGGAGAAAUUGAAACUCCAAUUCGAAAACAUGGCCCCAUCUUUGGCCAAGAUUCGAGGGGGUGCACUCGACGUUGGUUUUUAUUAGCUCUUGAAGAUGCACAAAUUUCGGGGAAUGCUUGCUUUAGCAUGCAAAGCAUGUGCACAAGCCUAGGUUUAAUGGAACAGCCUGUGUAGUGGUGUGUCCGCUUGAUCACGGACUGUGGAGCGCUCGGGGGACC
Durusdinium trenchii is the source of this 2749-nucleotide messenger RNA. NCBI's taxonomy places the organism in Eukaryota, Dinophyceae, Suessiales, Symbiodiniaceae. The record is from the annotation of a GenBank genome assembly.